Messenger RNA from Daucus carota subsp. sativus, 1441 nucleotides. RefSeq lists its product as uncharacterized. The coding region runs from base 162 to 1418 and encodes 418 amino acids. Lineage: Eukaryota; Viridiplantae; Streptophyta; Magnoliopsida; Apiales; Apiaceae. The record is from RefSeq and is a predicted model, not a curated record. The transcript is spliced from 5 exons.
CAUUUUUGGAGCUAAGAUACCAACAAGACCUCGACGGAUCAAUAUCUCCGAUGGACAGUAAGUAUAUUUUUUUAUAUGUUGUGUUUUGUAGUGAUUUGUAAUGAUUAAUAUAUAUAGUGUGCGUUAGUUAUUAAUAAUUUGUUCACGAGUUUAUAUUUAUAAUGUUCUUAUAUAGUAUUGAAGAUAAUGAGGCAAAAAAGACUUUGCUUGCGAUUAUUCGGGCAAGAUGGCCUUUGGGUAAAUACACGUUUAGUGACAUAGACGCGGCUUACCCAAAGUGGCUCGGUCUAAGGGUUGAGGAGUUUCUAAAAUAUUAUAGGCAAUUGAAAGGUCAAAGCCGUUCAAAAGCCAAAGCUAUCAUUGAAGAUCACAUAAAGGUCACAAUCAAAAGGACCAUGAAUGAAUUGAAGAGGAGGAUCGAGAGGAAGUCAAGGGAGGAAGGGGUUUCGAAGUUGGCUUUGAAACCGGAAUAUUGGAAUAUCAUUUUUUGGAAAGAUCUUCUCAAGUAUUGGGACACGGAUGAAGGCCACUUGCAUAGGUCGGAAGUUGGAGCUGCUAAUCGGCAACGCGUGGAAAGGUUGCAUAGCGCGGGUGCUCGCUCCUUCAACCGUGUGCGCGAGAACAUGAAAAAUAAAUUGUCUAAAAGUCCGACAAAGCUUGAGGUGUGGGAUGAAUGCCACACUAGGAUCGGCUCCACUCCCGAGAGCCGGAUAUAUACUACCCCCGCCGCUAUGCGCAUUGCGGAACGAUAUGCCUCGAUUCUUGAGCGUAUGCCGGUGGAGGUUACUCAAGCGGGGGAGCGGGAUGAGCCUUGGGAUUGGUGGAUGGAAGCAAUGGAGGUUCCCCAAGGCGAGAGGCCAAAAAAGAAUUAUGUUGUGGGGUUCCCCAAAGCUCGAGCUAGUGAUUUGAUCCCAACACUAGCCACGCGCUAUAGGGAUUCCACCCGUGGCGGCGCCGGCUCAUCCUCAUCCGCUCCAACACAAAAUCCAGUGGUUCCCGAUUCCAUCUUCCUCCCGAUUGUCCGCAAUGUGCUCAAUGAAACCCGUGCCAAUCCUCUGCAAUUUGCUCGUCGCCUAUCGGAUGAGGAGAUAACAACCUUUGCACGCACAGCCCUCGAGGCGUCCGAUCCAGCCGCUGACCCGGCUCGGAGGGCGGAAUGGAAUAACCUUCUUGGCGGCGAGGUUGUGCAUAUUGUAGGGACAUUGCUCGAGGAUGUCCUCCAAAAAAUGGAUGCUCGUGCUAAAAUGGCAACUGCGCAAGAGGGAGAGAAAGAUUACACGGAUGUGGACGAGGACACGGAUGAAAACACGGAUGAUGAGGGUGAGGGUGAAGCCGGUGGCGAAGGUGGUGGUGAAGGCGGUGGUGAAGAUGGUGGCGAAGGCGAUGCUGAAUCAUCCGAUGUUUCUUUGACCGAUUAGUGUAAUUUAUAAUUUAAUUUUAA